This is a messenger RNA of Macrosiphum euphorbiae (potato aphid), 1116 nucleotides long. The record is from the annotation of a GenBank genome assembly. Lineage: Eukaryota; Metazoa; Arthropoda; Insecta; Hemiptera; Aphididae.
AUGUGCUAUUUGAAUACAUUCUAUGACUAUGUUGGAGUAGUGAUUUCCACGAUGUUAGUGUUUUCGUGUGUCUAUAGUUGUAUAGAAUCUCCAAAAUUCAUGUGCCAUCUAAACAAUUGCAACACCUCGAAGUCUACGAUUAUGAUAUCUAUGUUUCCUCGAGCAGUUUCUAUCGUAUGUAUGCUAUCCAAAUUAACUGUUAUGUACAACGAUUUAAGUGCGACCAUUAAAUACGAGAAUAACAUCAAAAUGUACGAAAUGUACCAUCCACGGUUGGACGCGGAUAAAGCAAAUUUUCGCAUUUUCGUCAUUGUCAUGGCGUCUCUAUGUACUAUUAUAGUGCUGCCGGUCAAUGUGCUUAGAAUUUAUUUACUCUAUGGUCAAUUCCGAGAUGGCUCAAUGGUUCUGUUUUUUUCAAUAAUGUACAUACAGACUGCAAGUGUGUGUAUUACCGAACUACAGUUUAUCGCUCAUUGUUUCGGAUUAUAUCAAAAAUACCGAUCGAUCAACGAUGACAUGGCCGUUUUGAAGUCCAGAACGAUCGUCACAAACAGAUACCCGGCGGUAUUGAACCCUGGAAAAUAUAACAGCAUUGGUGAUAGUUCGGGUUUUAAUGACGAUUUCUGUCAAGAAAUCAAAGAGUGCCAGCUGGUCAACAGUAUCGAAUCGCUGAAGAUGAGACAUCGGUUCGUCAGCGACUCGGCUAGUGACCUGAACGAUACGUAUAACCUACAAUGGGGGUUGUCUCUGUUUAUUUUACUUGUAAUGAUGUUGUUUGAUAUUUACGAAGUCAUGAUCACGGAAUUUAACAUGAUCGAAAUGAAUUGGAUACUGUAUGUAUGGUUGCUUCAGUAUUCAUUUCGAUUUUGUAUGAUUGUGCUCAUAAUACACGUCACUACAAAACAGGCACUAAAAUCUAAAAUACUUAUUACGGACAUAAGUAAUCGUUAUUUGGACAAGAAUACAAAGGAAGAGAUACAAUUGUUUCUUAAUCAAAUGUGCAGUAGUGCGAUUGAAUUUACUGCUUGCGAUUUCUUCACUUUAAAUAAUCAUCUCAUCACAUCUGCCAUUGCUGCUGCCACGACAUAUCUCGUAAUAUUAUUACAAUUCAACUAG